AAUCCUUAGUUUUGAUUGCAUUAUGAAAAGUGACCAAAUGUUUGUCAUUGUUUACCACAGAAAAUAUGGGAACUCAAAUUAGCUGGAUUUGCCUUGUUGGACUUUGAAUGCCUAUCCUUUUUUAGAACUGAGAACAAAUUUUCUGCAUUUAUCCCAUUUACGUAAUUCACAUACAAACAAUGCAUAUAUUACGUUGUAGUGGUGUGCAAUGGGGAAGAUUGAAAUUUUGUCGCUUUAUGUCUUCGAAGAGUAAACGAAUAAUAGCAAGUGAUAUAUUGCAACGAAGAAAAUAUGAUUUCAUUAAAAAAAUUGAAAAAAUAUCUGAAAAGCAAAAAUUAUGGAAGGAAGAAGGCACUUUAGCUGGAGUACUGGUGCCAUUUUGUGUUGUCGAUUGUAAGCCAUCUAUAUUACUCACUAAAAGAUCGUCGAAAAUUAUACGAAAUAAGAGUGAUGUAUGUUUUCCUGGUGGAAAAAUGGACAAAGGAGUAGAUAACACCAUUAUUGAUACUGCUUUAAGGGAAACUAAUGAAGAAAUAGGUCUUUCAACAUGUGAUGUUGAAGUAUGGUUAGCUACAAAACCAAUUGCUGCAAGCUAUGAUGAAACAAUAAGUGUAGUACCAGUAUUUGGCUACAUCCAUAAUGUUGAUAUAUCAACUUUGACAAUCAAUAAAAAUGAGGUGGAGUCUGUCUUCACUGUUGCAUUGGAGGAUUUAUGUGAUGUUGCACAACAAGCUCAUACCAAGUUUAAAAGUGGAACAGUUUUGCCCUUAUUUUAUCAACAUCCUUAUAAAAUUUGGGGGUUCACUGCAGUAAUUAUGGAUUUUUGUCUUGCAAAUCUUUUACCAGACUUUUAUACUCUUAGGUUUGUCUCUUCAAGAAAACAAAAACAAUGACAGUAUUUUUAUUUAAUUUAUAAAAACUAAACUGAACAUGGUUCACAACGUUCUGGAGAAGUGUUAUAUUGCAUUUCACGUAAAUAAAGAUUUUUAUUGAUUUGA
This is a messenger RNA of Xenia sp. Carnegie-2017, 998 nucleotides long. Its product is annotated as mitochondrial coenzyme A diphosphatase NUDT8-like. Gene Ontology annotation, molecular function: coenzyme A diphosphatase activity. Lineage: Eukaryota; Metazoa; Cnidaria; Anthozoa; Malacalcyonacea; Xeniidae. The transcript is spliced from 3 exons. The record is from RefSeq and is a predicted model, not a curated record. Bases 180 to 893 code for a protein of 237 amino acids.